Molecule: messenger RNA, 1116 nt
Organism: Penicillium antarcticum
Lineage: Eukaryota; Fungi; Ascomycota; Eurotiomycetes; Eurotiales; Aspergillaceae
Product: NAD-dependent epimerase/dehydratase family protein
Exons: 3
Coding region: 1-1116 (371 amino acids)
Source: RefSeq, a predicted model, not a curated record
AUGGAAAAGCCUGCUGUCUUGAUUGUCGGUGGUCUUGGCUUCAUCGGCCGCCAUCUGGCACUAUACCUCCACGAAAACGACUUGGCCUCCGAGGUACGAUUGGUCGACAAAGUCCUGCCCCAGUUGGCUUGGCUAGCCCCAGAGUUUGCAGAGGCCUGUUCCAAGGACAAGUUCGUCCAAGCCGAUGCCAGUCGUGAGCAACAUUUCCCGCGCAUUUUCGACCGAGCCAAUGGAAAACAAUUCGACUACGUGAUCAACUGCGGCGGCGAAUCAAGGCACUCCCAACCAGAUGAUGUCUACGAAGUGCGCAGCUACGCAUUAUCUAUCGCACUGGGCAAGGAGAUCGCCCGCCGUGGCAUCCCCGCCUUCAUCGAAACCUCCACCGCCCACGUUUACAAGGGCGGCUCUACACCGCGCAAGGAAACCGAUAAGCUCGUCCCAUGGCACAAACUCGCCGACUGGAAAUUGAAGGCGGCUGAGGAACUGCGCAAGAUCCCCGGCCUGCAGUACUGCGCCAUGCGCCUGCCGCACGUCUACGGCGCCUACGAGACAGGCUACUUCGCCACAGGUAUCUGCCUGUCGGCCGUGCACGUCGACCUCCAACAGGACCUCACGCUCCUACACACCAAGGACCUGAAGGUAAACACGCUGCACGUCAAGGACGCCGCCAGCGCGCUGUUCGAGGCGGCCAAGUGGCUCGCCCGCGUGGGCCCCAUUGACCCGCAGGAAGGUCCAGUCGCGUUCAAUGUCGUCGACCACAACAAUACACGACAGGAGCACGUUGCCAACGCGCUGACUGAGGUCUUCGGUCUGAAGGUUACGUUCGUUGGAUCGCUUGCUUCGCAGCUUGCCAAGCUGAACCUCGACGAUGUCGUCGAUGAUAUGAAUGAGGAUAGUCUGCAGACUUGGGCUGAGCUCGUUGAAAAGGCGGGCAUUACACGGCCGGGCCCGAUCAGUCCGUUCCUGGAGCGCGAUAUCCUCAAGGACCAGGAUAUGUCGAUUGAUGGUUCGAAAUUCGAGGCUGAGACUGACUGGAGACCGAAAUAUCCCAACUUUGGCGCCGACAGUAUUCGCGAAAUCGUCGACAGCUACAAGCGUAUGGGUUGGUGGCCAUGA